Nothobranchius furzeri (turquoise killifish) is the source of this 1571-nucleotide messenger RNA. It is a transcript of the gene chmp2a, whose product is annotated as charged multivesicular body protein 2A. NCBI's taxonomy places the organism in Eukaryota, Metazoa, Chordata, Actinopteri, Cyprinodontiformes, Nothobranchiidae. The record is from RefSeq and is a predicted model, not a curated record. Gene Ontology annotation, cellular component: ESCRT III complex; multivesicular body. Gene Ontology annotation, biological process: late endosome to vacuole transport; endosome transport via multivesicular body sorting pathway; protein transport.
GUGGCAAAAUGUUUCUUCGGGCGUACGCGGCUGCGUCAUUUCCCGGAAAAGCAACCGUCUCAACACGGAAGUGUUGGAAAGAAAACAAAUAACCGUUUGUUUUAUUUUUGGACUCGAGUAAAAGUCGUUGAAUUCUCCCUGAGCGCCGUUGAAUUCCCAGACUCCCGUGUCGUCGCUGACGAGUGAAGUUAACGAUGGAUUUUCUGUUUGGGAGGAGGAAGACUCCAGAGGAGAUGCUUAGGCAGAAUCAGAGGGCGCUUAACAGAGCCAUGAGAGAACUGGAUCGAGAGCGAAUGAAACUGGAGCAACAGGAGAAGAAGAUCAUUGCUGACAUAAAGAAAAUGGCCAAACAGGGACAAAUGGAUGCAGUGAAGAUUAUGGCCAAAGAUCUGGUUCGUACGCGGCGCUAUGUCAAGAAGUUCAUCAUGAUGAAAGCCAACAUUCAGGCCGUCAGUCUGAAGAUCCAGACGCUCAAAUCCAACAACAGUAUGGCACAGGCCAUGAAAGGUGUCACCAAAGCCAUGGCCACCAUGAACAGACAGCUAAAACUGCCUCAGAUUCAGAAGAUCAUGAUGGAGUUUGAGCGACAAAGUGAAAUCAUGGACAUGAAAGAGGAGAUGAUGAACGACGCCAUCGAUGACGCCAUGGGUGACGAAGACGAUGAGGAGGAGAGCGACGCCAUUGUGUCCCAAGUGCUGGACGAGCUCGGUCUCAAUCUGUCCGAUGAACUUUCAAGUCUUCCGAGCACCGGGGGAAGCUUGUCGGUGGCGGGAGGGAAGAAGGCAGAGCCCCAGGCUGCCCUGGCCGAUGCAGACGCAGACCUGGAGGAGCGUCUGAAUAACCUGCGGAGAGACUGAAGCUGUCCGAGAGACGAGCUGUGGAGAUUUUGUCAACACAAAUAUACUCAAAUCUGAGUCUAGAUUCAUUUUGAAGGUGUAACAGUCCAGCUGUCUCACAAAGAGGCUGUUAUUAAGGUCUGUGGCGCUGUUUGAGUUUUUUUUCCCCCCCAUUUAAUGUGUCUAUUGUGUAUCUUAUCAAAAGAAAAACUAUUAUAAAGGUAAAAAAUUCUCCAUAGGUUUAGUAAAUUCUCAACUAAUUCAAAACUCUGCCAAAUAAACAGUGACUUCAUUAUCUGUGUAAAUACUAACCUCAAAGCAUGUUUUCAGUUUUAAUGAACACUAAAAUAUUUAAAGAAAACCAAAAAUAACGGUAAUAUUAAAGAAAAUCAUAUUUUAUAUGAUUUCCUUUCGCAGAUGUCGGUGUUUUGUACCUGAGGCUGGAUUGGUGUACUUUCUAUCAUCAUCAAAACAUUUUCAGCAUUUUUAAUAUAUUUCCUGAAGAGGCUGAAAGUUGUUAAAUGUGAUCAUAAGUUGGUCUGACAUUCGUACCUGAGUGGUUUAUUUUCUAAGUGAUAUUGGAAACACUCCUGCAUUUUGCCUGGUGACUCUGAGGGUGAUGACGCAGAGAUCAGCAGCAUUUGUCACCAAAAGGAUUCACUGGUGUUUAUUUUUGAGAAACUGUCCUUUUCUUUAUUCAAUAAACUUUUUGUUUUCCAGUUUUGAAAAGAAAAA